This is a messenger RNA of Parastagonospora nodorum SN15, 1197 nucleotides long. RefSeq lists its product as hypothetical. The transcript is spliced from 3 exons. Bases 1 to 1197 code for a protein of 398 amino acids. Lineage: Eukaryota; Fungi; Ascomycota; Dothideomycetes; Pleosporales; Phaeosphaeriaceae. The record is from RefSeq and is a predicted model, not a curated record.
AUGGAGCUCUACCGCCCGAGAACCGCCUCGAUUCCGCCCAACUUCCGCCAGAUUCCAGCCGCGCAGCGCUUCAAUGUCACCGAUGCUGCACAGCUGAAGCUCAAGCUCCAGGCCCUCGACGACAAGCUCGAGCCACAUGUCGACGCCUCUGCCCUGGAGAAUGCAUGCCUGUCGCGCCCCUUCCAUGAGGACGUCUACGUAGACGGCUCUGAGGAGUUCUUCCUGCUCGUCAAGGACGUUGCGCGGGCCGACCUCAUCCCGGCCAUCUACAUUGACGCCUACACCACGGUGCAGCAGGGCCGCUUCCCUCUCAACCGCCCGCGCGUCUCCGACUUCAAAAAGGGCGUCGAUCCCACCUUCUCGGAGAUCCGCGCGCUCCUGCCCAGGAUCGACGAGCUCUGUGGCACCCGGCUCAGCGAGUCGUUCCUGGCCCUCGAAGACCAAGGCAGGCGCAAACUUCCAGCCGAGCUCGCGCUCCACGUCUACUCGUGCCUUCUGCCCCGCGAGGACCACAUCGCCCUCCUCUACCAGCCGACCCGUGACCACAAGCCCCCUCGUGCACGCAUGGACAUCAUGCGCACCAGCCGCCAGAUGCACAAGGAAGUGACAAAGUACUUCUAUGAAAAUCGCACUCUGUUUAUGAUUGUAGCCCGUGACAAGCACAGCCAGAUGCUCAGCAGAGAAUACGCUUCGAGGUAUUAUGAGACACUUGCCGCCAUGAGUCCCGAGACCCGCGCCCUCUUUACUCGACUGGAAGUUGACAUUGCCCACUUCUCUGAGCAAACCUUCGCCUCACGCCGUUUUCACCACAUACCAUCCGUCACAGAUCCCAUGCAACACAUCUUUGACCUUCUCCCACACCUCAAGACCAUCGUUAUUGUCCUGGGUGUUACACCAGCGCGUCCCGCAAAAGCGGUCGAACGCGUCAUCACCCAAAGGAACGAGACGUUGCGUUGGCUGCUAGAAUACGUACCGCCUAAUGUUGACAUUCUCUGGGAGAGAGCGAGCUUGCCCAAGAUUGAUACUGGUGCUGCGGAACUACAGUCCAUGAUUGAAGCCAGAGGUUCCUUCAUCGACAGCGAGAGCAUCACCAUGCAGCUGGCUGCGCAAAGACGUGUGAUGGUAGCUGAAGAAGAAGAGAAGGAGGACCGAGAGGUGUAUACGGAGGAGACGAAGCAGACGCCAAGCCCACAAUAG